Closterium sp. Yama58-4 is the source of this 585-nucleotide messenger RNA. The record is from the annotation of a GenBank genome assembly. Lineage: Eukaryota; Viridiplantae; Streptophyta; Zygnematophyceae; Desmidiales; Closteriaceae.
AUGGCCACUUUCCACGUUGGCUGUCCGCUCACGCUGAGACCCAUAUGUCGAUGCUCUCUCGGCUCCGUCGGACCACUGGCUGCCUGCCACGUGGACGCGCAGACGGCUGUGUUUGCGUGGUCCCUGUGGGAGCGGGGGAAGCUCGGGGUGGCGGCGGGGACGAGGACGGGGGGAGAGGGGAGGACGGCGGAAGGGGAUGCGGAAGAGGAUGCUGCUGCCGUAACGGACGCUGCUGUGGCGAACGAUGUUGUAACGGAUGAUGCUGUAACGAGCGGGUUACUGUACGAUGGAAUGGUGGAGAUAGACGUUCCGCCAUUCGAGAGCGAGGAUGACUGGGACGGUUCUUCUUCCCCUCCUCUCCCUCAUCCCCAUCUUUCCGCUCAUCCCCAUCUUUCCCCUCAUCCCCAUCUUUCUCCCCUCAUCCCCAUCUUUCCCCUCAUCCCCAUCUUUCCCCUCAUCCCCAUCUCUCCCGUCGUCCCCUCCUCUCCCCUCAUUCCCACCUCUCCUCCCCUCGCCCCCAUCUCUUUCCUCAUUCCGACAUCUCCCCUCAUUCCUGCCUUUCUCCCCAUCCAGGUGGCGGGGUGA